AUGACGCUACGCACGCGGCUGUGGAGGGCAGUGCUGGCGUUUUGGCGUUUCUGUGGGGAACUCCUUAGCCAGAAGCAUGGGGUUGUAGAGUCAAUAGGGGACGGCUUUGCUUGGUGGGGGGGUCUUUGUUUCCGGCACCCGCUGAAAAUCAUCUGUGGGUCCCUCGUUGCGUGCCUCAUUCUUUCCACUGGGCUUUUGCCCCCUACCCCCAUUUGGAUUGACGGCGCCGAGCGGCUCUACACGCUACCUUUUUCUCGAGCUCGGGAUGACGGAGUGCUCCACGAAAGUCUGUUUGGAGAUGUGCACGGGCGGAAGAGUGUGGUGAUUCUUACCCACAAGGUCAAAGGCACGAACAUCCUUACAUGGCAGCACCUGGAGGAGGUGCGGCGCAUAGACUCGAUCAUUCAAGGCAAAGACACCGACCCUGAAAUGGGACGAAAGCUCGUCAUUCCCCGCUCCCCCGAUGUCAUUUCCAACGUCAGUAAAAAUAGCCAGGAAGGAGCAGAAGGUCUGGCGCCGGGGCAGCACAGCGUGACUGACGAGUCAGCCUUCCUUACCUUUGAAGAUGUGUGUCUGCGAAACGCACUGGGUGGCUGCUCUGCUGAAUCGGUUUUGUCUUUCGGACUAGCAGACUACAAAGCAGCGGGCCUGGUGCAGGGGGAGCCGGAAGUGUGGCUUUUUGGUGGCACUGCAUUCAACGUACAGCAAGUGGCAUUCAUUCCGGAGUACUACUUGGGUGGUUUCACAAAGGAGGCGUGUGAGAGACGGAUGCCUCGUGCAGUGGCCGAGAGGCUCCUGCCCCCAUCAGCCAUAAGGGAACUACCCAUCCCAGAAGAUGCAUUUGUUUUGGGAUCUAUUGAAUGCAUCACUUCUGCCAGUGCGCUGAUGCUGCAUUAUGACGCCGACGGGCGACCCAUGCACGAAGAGAGAAACGCCACUUGGGAGCGAUUGCUCAUUCAGGUCCUCAAGGCAAACCAAACGCUGGGCAGUCUUCGAGCCUAUUUUCAGGCGUUUCGGUCGCGAGAUGACGAGCUCAAAGCCUCUACUGCGGAAUCCAAGGAUGUGGUCUACGUGGUCUUCACAUUCUUUCUCCUCGCCAGCUACUCCACAGCCCUCAACUUCUCGUGCGACUUGUACCGCUCCAAGCUGUUCAGCUCGCUCAUGGGGUUCUUCGCAGCUUUCAUGGGGUUGGGGGCCGGCAUGGGCAUUGUGUGUUACAUGAAAGUGGCAAUGGUGCCCACAGUGCUUAUCUGCCCCUUUUUAGUUCUCGGAAUCGGCGUAGAUGAUGUUUUUGUGCUGUUGAAUGCAUACUGCAUGGGGUACACAACCCAUGACCCAGAGCAGAGAUGCAUUGAUACGCUCAAGACAUCCGGUCUAGGAAUCACAAUCACAACUCUUACGAAUCUCAUUUCCUUCGGUGUUGGUUCCUUUAGCACCUAUCUGUCGAUUCGGAACUUUUGUGUGUACAGUGCGAUGGCUUUGCUGCUGGGUUAUAUCUUUGUUUUGACAUUUUUCUUUCCUGUUCUCUGCCUUGAUGCAAAACGAGAGUUCUACUUUCGAAUUUCCCCCUUCUGCUUGCCCACAACGUCGCAACUUCAUAAGAAGCUGGAAGAUGAGAAAGCUCACAUGGGCCCUGCUGAACUGCACGUUCACAACGUCUUGAAGUCAGUUUCCCAGGAAGAAAUCGUUGCUUAUAGAGUCAAUGUCUUCUUUGAAGAGCAAGAACUGCGAAAACGAAUGAGGAGGGAAGAGCGCGAGGGCCGAAAGGGGGGGCAGAACGCAGAGGAGUAUAUAGCGAGGAAGUCUCUCUUAGUCCGCGCAGUCUCCUCCGUAAAGAGGUUCUUGAAAUAUGCAGCCUCCCAGCACUUGCAUGUGAAGCAUAAGGGGGAGGAGGUGGUGCUGAGGACAACUGUGCGCGGUCUCAACCCCCAACUGGCAAGGCAUGCGCUCUACGAUGAGCCACGAGGCUCCGUGGGGCGUCGGUGGAGGACGUUUUUCCUGUGCUACUACGGGCCCUUUUUAAUGAAAAAGCCUGUGAAGAUUGCUGUCCUAGUGAUCUUCCUCACCAUUGCGGCAGUGAGCAUUUUCGGCUUUUCCAAGCUCGAGUUGGGGCUUGAAAUAUCUGAACUAGCCCCCGUAACGUCGUACAUGCGGCGUUUCGACGAAGUGUACGCAGAGUACUUUAACAAAUUCGAUCAACCAACCGACAUCUUCUUUCUUCCGACUCUUCCUGCCGUUCGUGAGCACCCUCCGCAAGACCGAACCGCCGAUGUUGAUUUACUAGACCCUGAUGAGUUCCUCGGGAGGGGUCCUAAUUCAGAGAUAUCUGAGCAGAAACAGCAGCAACUUCAAACUCCCCAGUGGUGGAAACCCGAAGUGCAAGCAGCUUUGCGCUUAGCGCAUCACCGCAUAUCUUCGCGGCCUUCCACCUCUCGGCUCAUCAACCCCUUGUUGGCUAUGCUUGAUGAUCCGGAAAUAGGGCCAAAGCUCAGGCAGGGAGAUAAACAGGCAAGCAGCUUGCAACGGAAACCCGUGCUGAUUUUCCUGGAUACUCUCUACUACCAGCUUAUGCAGGCGGGCUCUCCCUAUCGUCAGUUUGCGCUGGACUUUGUGUGGAGUGGUUCUGAGCUCAAGACAUACCGCAUGCGCUUAUUGCCAAAGUAUAUGGCACGGUCAGAGCAGAGGGCGUUCUGGAUGCAACAGCUUCGGCAAGAUUGCGACGCAAUGAUAGAUCCGGAGACUCUCCUGGACAGCAUGUUGAAGGAGGUGGAACAACAAGAACUCUCUGACGACCCCGAAAUUCUCUACGAACAGAUGCAAAUGCAACGAGAUCUCGAGAUGCUUAAAAAUGCACCAAUGGCUCCCCUCAAAAUCGCCUCCUAUACUUACAUGAUGGUGUUUUAUGAGAGCGACCUCGGCAUCUUAAGCUCCGUUCUCGUCAACAUGCUGUCUGCAGGGGUGGCAAUGCUGCUGGUAGCAUUUAUUCUUAUUCCAGAGCUUAGCGCAGGCCUGUUGGUGAUUAUGAUGAUUUGCCUCAUCGACUUGGCGCUAUUCGGCUUUAUGUAUUUCUGGCAGGUGAAGCUCCACAUGGUGUCGACGAUUGCUCUGGUCAUUUCAAUUGGAUUUGCAGUGGACUACUCAGCACACAUGUGUCACUGCUUCACCCACUGCCUAGGGAAGACUCGCAAUCAAAGGCAUGUGCACACCAUGGGUCCUCAAAGUAGUAAAUUUAAUUAA
Molecule: messenger RNA, 3237 nt
Organism: Eimeria maxima
Lineage: Eukaryota; Apicomplexa; Conoidasida; Eucoccidiorida; Eimeriidae
Product: Patched family domain containing protein, putative
Exons: 6
Coding region: 1-3237 (1078 amino acids)
Cellular component (GO): membrane
Source: RefSeq, a predicted model, not a curated record